This is a messenger RNA of Humulus lupulus (European hop), 822 nucleotides long. RefSeq lists its product as uncharacterized. The coding region runs from base 1 to 822 and encodes 273 amino acids. The record is from RefSeq and is a predicted model, not a curated record. NCBI's taxonomy places the organism in Eukaryota, Viridiplantae, Streptophyta, Magnoliopsida, Rosales, Cannabaceae. The transcript has 2 exons.
AUGCAAUCUAGCUCUCUUGAGAACAUGUUGAAGGAGUAUAUAGUGAAGAAUGAAGCCAUGAUCGAAAGCCAAGCUGCAUCAUUGAGAAACUUAGAAAACCAAGUUGGCCAGCUAGCUAAUGAGCUUAGAAAUAGACCCCGUGGUACGUUACCAAGUGACACCGAGAAUCCAAGAAAUGGGAGCAAAGAACAUUGUAAAGUCAUCACUUUGAGAAGUGGGAAGGAAUUGGAGAAUUCCAAGGCAAACUCUGGGCAUGAGGGUGAGCCCUCUUCAAUCGAAAUAAAUGAGGAAAUUCAAAAAGAUGCUGAAAUUCCUAGUGUAGAAAAAUCUACCUCUGCCCAAAAUGCUGCAGGAAUGCCACAGCAUCAGCUCCCAAAUAGCUCAAGUACAAGGCAACCACCUCCAUUUCCCCAACAUUUUCAGAAGCAAAAGUUGGACUCUCCAUUUAAAAAUUUCCUAGACAUUUUGAGGCAGCUACAUAUUAACAUCCCCCUUGUCGAAGCCCUAGAGAAAAUGCCUAACUAUGUGAAGUUCAUGAAAGACAGCCUUACAAAGAAGAGAAGAUUGGGGGAAUUUGAGACAGUGGCUCUUACCGAAGAGUGUGCAAGCAUUAACUUGGGGAUUAGAGAAGUUAGGCCUACUACAGUUACUCUUCAAUUAGCAGAUAGAUCUCUUGAUCAUCCGGAUGGGAAGAUUGAAGAUGUAUUGGUAAGGGUAGACAUAUUCAUAUUCCCUACUGAUUUUAUUGUGUUAGACUAUGAGGCAGACAGAGAGGUGCCCAUUAUCAUGGGGAGGCAAUUUCUUGCAACAGGAAGAAUUUAA